UCAAUAUUAAGAUUACAACUGAAUCAAACAGUUAUCAAAAUGUUAAAAUUCAUUUUGUUUUUUAUACCAUCUAUUUUGAUGUUUCUGUGUCCAAUAUCACCUGUGAAGCUCCCAGAUGAUUUGAUGAAUUUAAAGCAGUUCAAUAGCACGGCUGCUGGGGACGACACAAGCCAUUGUAUGGAGGAGUUCAGGCACUGUCUCAAUCCACACACGAUUUCACCAGUGUGUGGGAUGAACUCCCUGACUGAUAUUAAACAACCAUUUGAAAGCAUAUGUGAAAUGAUUUAUGAAAACUGCCGCAGUAAAAAAGAACAAUGGCAUUAUAUAAGUGAUAAUAUAGAAUAUUGCAACGGAACUUUUGGAAAUAAUACUAAAAUACUUAGGAAGAUACCAACUAAAAACUCUUCAAUGCUGUUAAAAUAA
Molecule: messenger RNA, 423 nt
Organism: Cydia strobilella
Lineage: Eukaryota; Metazoa; Arthropoda; Insecta; Lepidoptera; Tortricidae
Exons: 4
Coding region: 40-423 (127 amino acids)
Source: RefSeq, a predicted model, not a curated record